CUACCGGGCCUUUGGAUCUUAUUUUUUACACGAGUCUUUCAUGUCUCUACUAACCGGUGCAAACCGGUCCGAGGAAAACUGGAGCAGAGCCGUCACCGUAUUUUUUUCACCCAUUUCUUCGCUGGUGCAUCAAGAUUCGGAAAUUGUUUCCCUCUCUCUCUCUCUCUCUCUCUCUGUCCUAACAAAGCACAAGGUCAUUGUUACAGCAAACGAGCACCUUAAAUUAACAGAUCUUUAAGACAGCAAGUCUCGUGGGAGGUUUGUUAGCCAUGAGAAGAUGCAGUGGGUGGCGUCGUUUUCUCUUUUGUCUUCCUCUUAUUUUCUUCCUUCCUCAUAUGUUUUCUGUAAUGGAAUUGCAUCAGAAGAAAAAUAGCAAGAAAUCUGAUCAUCUGGUUCUAGGGCCUGCUGCUGGACAAGGCUUGCCCAAUCGUUUGCAAUGUGAAGGAAUUAAAGCUCUCAACAAGACCAACUCUUCAACUUCCCAUAUAUCCAUAGGCAGAGAAACUAUUGCUUUUGUCACUGUUUUUGCCAUUCAUAAUUCUUCCCCAAAUACUCAUGUAGAUGAUAGAUCAUCAAACUUGGUUACUGUUGGGAAUUCUUCAUAUAGUAAGGUGGAGAGGUCAAUGGCCAUAUUGAAUGUCUUCAUUAACUUUAUUCAGGUGAGAAUGCCCCAGAGCAGCAUUAUUAUUCUUACCGACAUGGUAUCUGACCUUCGCGUGCACAGAAAUAGGGUCACCGUUCUUCCCAUUCAAAAUGAAUAUUCGCGAGAGAAGUUGAUGCUUCAACGAAUCAGGUCUUACAUUGCUUUUCUAGAAACAAGGCUUGAGGAGCUUUCUCAUAUGGAGGGGCACAUCAGUCAUUACAUCUUCACUGACUCGGAUAUAGCAGUGGUUGAUGAUCUAGGACAGAUAUUUCAGGAUUAUUCAAAUUUUCAUCUGGCUCUCACCUUCCGGAACAACAAAGCACAACCUUUAAAUUCAGGAUUUAUAGCAGUGAGGGGAACGUCAGAUGGGAUUUUAAGGGCAAAGCUUUUUCUACAAAAAGUACUGGAAGUUUACAGUUCAAAGUACAUGAGUGCCUCCCGAAUGCUCGGAGACCAGUUAGCACUUGCAUGGUUUAUUAUGUCUGACCCUUCCUUUGACAGAAGAAAAUUUACCAAAGCGCAAGUUUUUCUAGAGAAAAUUGGCGGUGCCUCAGUUCUAUUUUUACCUUGUGCUAUGUACAAUUGGACACCACCAGAAGGUGCAGGUCAAUUUCAUGGCAUGCCCCUGGAUGUUAAGGUUGUUCAUUUCAAAGGAUCGAGGAAACGCCUAAUGCUCGAAUCUUGGAACUUUUUCAGUUCGUCUGGUAACAUAUCAAAUAUGUUAUGUCUCAUCUUAAGUAGUGGGAGAACAAAGUAUGACUUUUAAAGCCUGAUUUUAAAGGAUUUAGAUUGGUGGAACAACCAAUUGCACUCGAGUUUGGAACUGAGGUGGUGCUAAAUUUACCAUCUAGCCUGCUUCAUCCAUCCACCCAUGGUACAAAUUCAGUUUUGCCGGCAGCAAAUGGAGCUUUAAUGAUAGAGAAGCUCAAGAUUAUGGAUAAUCAUUUCCUGUUACCAACGUAUUUUCCUUUUACAUCUUGAACGGUUGACUUUUUUUUUAUUGAAGGCGUAUAUAUUUUGGAACCAA
This is a messenger RNA of Juglans microcarpa x Juglans regia, 1670 nucleotides long. RefSeq lists its product as uncharacterized. Lineage: Eukaryota; Viridiplantae; Streptophyta; Magnoliopsida; Fagales; Juglandaceae. The transcript is spliced from 9 exons. Bases 270 to 1409 code for a protein of 379 amino acids. The record is from RefSeq and is a predicted model, not a curated record.